UAGUACCUUGGUCAUGUCUUCUUUCUUAACUCUGAGAUGCGGUGCUCCUGACGUAGCUACCUCUGGUCUCAUUUCCUCCAUCCCAACCACUGAACUUGUAUUUGUAAUAUCCAUUUUCGUAUUUUUCCUUCAAACCCAAUCCAAAAGAAGUAGCAAAACAAAAUCUAGCUCUCUUCCACUACCACCUGGACCGGCUGUCUCGUGGCCGAUCAUUGGUAAUAUCCCAGACUUGUUUCACAAAAAGCCCGCAUUUCGAUGGAUAGACAAACUCAUGAAGGACAUGAAUACCGAUAUUUUAAGUGUUCGUCUAGGAAAUGUCCAUAUAAUUCCAGUGACUUCACCUGAGAUUGCUAGAGAAUUUUUGAAGAAACAAGAUGCUACAUUUGCGACAAGGCCUAUCACAAUGGGUACGGAGUAUUCCAGCCGUGGGUUCUUAUCAGUUGCCGUUGCACCAUUAGGAGAUCAAUGGAAGAAGAUGAGAAGAGUGGUGGCUUCUGAACUUAUGUCCCCUUCCAGACUCAGAUGUCUUCUUGAAAAGAGAUCAGAGGAAGCCGACAACCUUGUUCGAUACAUCUACAACCAAUGCAUUGAUAACAGCACUACUAAUUAUGUUGGUGGAGUUGUGAACAUAAGGACAGUAUCUAGAAUGUAUAGUGGAAAUGUUAUAAGAAAAUUGAUGUUCAAUAUGAGGUAUUUUGGUAUAGGAAGAAAAGAUGGAGGUCCUGGUGUCGAAGAAGAAGAAUACGUACAAGCAUUAUUCAAUGUUCUAUCUCUACUCUAUGCAUUCAGUGUAGCAGAUUUUAUGCCUAUUUUAAGAUGGUUAGAUUUAGAUGGUCAUGAAAAGCUCAUGAAGAAAGCAUCAAAGAUUGUUAACAGUUAUCAUGAUCCUGUUAUUGAUGAGAGAAUCAAGCAAUGGAGAUCAGCUGAUGGUGAUAGAUUCAUCAACAAGAAACAACCACAUGAUCUCCUUGACGUUCUCAUUUGUCUCAAGGAUGCCAAUGGGAACCCUUUGCUAUCGACUGAGGAAAUCAAAGCUCAAUCAGCGGAUUUGAUAUAUGCAUCGGUAGACAAUCCAUCAAAUGCAGUUGAGUGGGCACUGGCAGAGAUGAUCAACCAACCUGAAAUGCUUCAAAAAGCGGCGGAAGAAAUCGACAGGGUUGUCGGGAAAGACAGACUUGUGCAAGAAUCAGAUUUUCCGCGUCUAAAUUACGUCAAGUCAUGUGCUAGAGAAGCAUUCCGUCUACACCCAAUUGCUCCAUUCAACCUACCACACGUCGCAAUAUCAGAUGCAGUCGUGGCCGGGUAUUUCAUCCCAAAGGGAAGUCAGGUACUUCUAAGUCGCCCAGGACUUGGCCGUAAUGCUAAAGUGUGGGAUGAACCGCUGAAGUUUAAACCCGAGAGGCAUUUGGAUGGCUCGGGUGAACAGGUGGUGGAGCUGGUUGAGAACGAUCUUCGUUUCAUUUCUUUUAGCACUGGACGGCGUGGAUGCAUGGGUGUCCCGCUUGGGACGUCAAUGACAGUGAUGUUAUUGGCUAGGCUUCUUCAAGGGUUCAGCUAGAGUGCACCACCAGGAGAGUCAAUCGAACUCAGUGAG
Messenger RNA from Papaver somniferum (opium poppy), 1594 nucleotides. Its product is annotated as phenylalanine N-monooxygenase-like. The transcript has 2 exons. Gene Ontology annotation, molecular function: monooxygenase activity; heme binding; iron ion binding. The record is from RefSeq and is a predicted model, not a curated record. The coding region runs from base 14 to 1558 and encodes 514 amino acids. Lineage: Eukaryota; Viridiplantae; Streptophyta; Magnoliopsida; Ranunculales; Papaveraceae.